Molecule: messenger RNA, 1590 nt
Organism: Mercurialis annua (annual mercury)
Lineage: Eukaryota; Viridiplantae; Streptophyta; Magnoliopsida; Malpighiales; Euphorbiaceae
Product: calcium uniporter protein 6, mitochondrial-like
Exons: 2
Coding region: 322-1269 (315 amino acids)
Biological process (GO): mitochondrial calcium ion homeostasis; calcium import into the mitochondrion
Cellular component (GO): mitochondrial inner membrane; uniplex complex
Molecular function (GO): uniporter activity; calcium channel activity
Source: RefSeq, a predicted model, not a curated record
ACUUGUUGCUUGUCCUAUCCCAGAAUGUUUUCAAAUUUUAGCUCCGUCUAGUAACGGACCUAACGGUAACCACCGCUGCCACGUCCUUUCCUCUUCCCUCCAUAUCUACUUUUUUUCUUCGAUUCCUCCAUUUUCACACACCUUCUGAAUCAUCAAAGCACACAUUUAAUUUAUCAGUCCCUAAUUUAUUUAAUCAAAAGUACAACAUGGAAAAGGAAAAAGAAAAUAAAAUUCAUCUAUCAUGUCACACAAUAUUUUGAAAUGAGAUUGAUAAUUUAGUUAUACUGUAACUUGAUUCGAUUGAUUAACAAAUUAACAAAAAUGUGGAGGAGCUUUUUAAUCAAACACGUUUUGUCCGCCGCCUCUCCGCCACGGACGGCGCCUGUGGUGGCCACUGUGACUCAUCCGAUUCGCUGGUCAAUUCAGCAACCUAACUGUUACUCUCUUUUUAAUUUUAAUUUUUCGUCCGUGUCAUCAUCUUCGUCUUCCAAUGGUGAAAAGAAAGCGGACAGUGAUGAAGAACAAGGCGGCGGCGGUAGUGCGACGGAGAACAUAACGUGUGGGGAAGUGAAGAGGCUGAUGAGGUUAGUGAACGUGGAGUCGUUGAAAAUGAAGCUGGGAAUGGAAGGUAAAGAAAUAAUAACGUAUUCGGAACUGAUUAAAGAAUGUGAAAAAACAGGAGUAGCUAGAUCUAAAGAGGAAGCGAUUGUGUUUGCUCGUGUUCUUGAUGAUGCUGGUGUUAUUCUUCUUUUUCGUGAUAAAGUUUAUCUUCAUCCCGAUAAGGUGGUAGAGCUAGUUAAAAAAGCAAUGCCCCUGGCGCUGAUGGCUGAAGAUGACCCGAUAAGGGAGGAGCUAAGGACACUACAAGAUUGUAAAGAAAACAUAGACAUACUAGCACAUAAGCAGGUUCGACGUAUUCUUUGGGGUGGUCUUGGGUUAGCUGUGAUGCAAAUUGGACUAUUCUUUCGACUAACAUUCUGGGAAUUUUCAUGGGAUGUAAUGGAACCUAUCGCAUUUUUUUCCACCACAACUGGCAUAAUUGUAGGUUAUGCCUACUUCUUGAUCACUUCAAGAGAUCCAACUUACCAAGACUUUAUGAAGAGGCUGUUCCUCUCCAGGCAGAGAAAGUUAUUCAAGAACCAGAACUUUGAUGUUGAGAGAUUUAAGGAAUUGCAAAAGAAAUUAAAGACACCAUUGGAUGCCAAUGCCACUAUAAAAAAUCGAGUCGGAAUGGAAUUGGAGCUUGAGGAUGCCAUACACAAAGACUAACUUUUCUCGAGCUUAACCUAGUUUUUGCAUAUUUUAUCAGAACCUUAUAGGGUAACCUUUACAAGUCCCUCCCAUUUUCUUGAAGGUUGGGCAGACAUUUUAACUCCUGACCGGUAUACUGAGUCUACCUCUCAAUCAGUGGAUACUUGUUAUAACUUAUAAUGAUAUGAAGGGCAUUAGGCAGGGUGGCGGGUCGCCUCCCUAACGGCUUUCAUUUUCUGAUUCCACUGUAUUUCUAUUUUUGAUUCCUUGAAUCAUGUUGUAAUGCUACAGCAAAAUACUCUUCAAAAUUUUGACUAUUGGAUACCGAAAUUUCUUUGA